Molecule: messenger RNA, 712 nt
Organism: Pocillopora verrucosa
Lineage: Eukaryota; Metazoa; Cnidaria; Anthozoa; Scleractinia; Pocilloporidae
Source: RefSeq, a predicted model, not a curated record
CUUUCCUCCGGGCAGAGGAUUUGAAAUCAAAUCACAGAAAAAUAUUCCGCAGAUUCGAACACCAAACUUAGCUUCCGUCAGUAAAUCAAAAAGCAUGCCAACCUCCGAAAGAGGAUUGUUUUCUGCAAUUUUACUUGGUCUCAUUUUAGUGGUCUCAGAGCCUACAACUGCUGAAGCCUCGGGAAGACACAGAUUGCCCACAUCGAAAGGCGGCAUCACUGUUCCAAUCACACCUCAAGAAAUUGGCCAAGCAUGGUGUAAAACGAAGACGAUACGACAAACGAUUCGCAAGCGCGGUUGUGAGUCCAAAAUGGUUGAGAACAACAUGUGCUACGGACAGUGCCGAUCGUUUUACAUCCCAAUUCGUAAAGGUGCUUUUGAAUCCUGUUCGUUCUGCACACCUGUCAAUUCUACAACAUUAAAGGUUGUGCUGAAUUGUCCGACCAGGAAAAUUAAGAAAGUUGUCAAAAACGUUAAAAUCAUCACGGAAUGUAGUUGCCGAGUGUGCGCGAGUUUGAGGUACAUAUAAAAUAUUGAUUGAAAAGUGUUACUCGAUAUUUUGCCAUCGCAAUAAAGUGCUAUUUAGAGAUGUAAAUAUGGAAAUUACAAAAAAAUACAAUAUUAGUACAGUAUUACUAUGUAAUUGUAUUGUAUGUGAGUAAAUCACAAUUAAUCUGACAAAUUUCACACCGGGCUAGAUUUACACCAAUAU